CAUUAUCGUAUAAUUUUGUUAAUACCGCUUAUAAUGAUUACCAUCCCUGGUAUGGAUAGAGCCUGUUAGUCUGCUGAACUUGCGUGAGAAUCACAGCUGCAUUCGCUGGAAAGAUCUUAAAAUGAGAAACUCAGAGGCCAGCGAAAUGAGUGACAGACCGGACCGAAGUGGGCCGGAGGGAACCGAAAACACGCUCUCAAAUUGAAUAGUUGCUGCAGCUGGUGUCCGAGAAGAUCCAAAAAUAAACGGCAUCAAAGUGCCCAGGCGGGCUGGACCACUGUGGACCAUUGUGCUGUCCAGUACUGCUCCGGGAGCCCGAGCCCGUUGAACUGAGUGACGAGUAUUACGACGCAGCGCUGCACAGCCGGAGGAGCCCAUAGCCCCACCAGCAGAGCUCUGGGCACAGCAAAUUCACUUUUUCAAAAAAUGUAUUUAGUGCAGGGGCGACAUUCGCAGCGACAACGAAAACGACAGCGACAGCGACAGCAACAGCAACAGCGAGAGCAACAGAUAUUUGCGAACUUUGCAGACUUGACUUGCAGCACUGAGCACGUCGGAAAGCAGCGACAAUUGAGAGGAGGAGAAUCUGCCGUUGCAGUUUCUUGCGGGGGAGUCAGCAGAAGAAUAGGCUUCCAAUUCAGGAACGGGCUCGUGCUGCUGCUACUGCUGUUGCUGCGUCGCUCAUAUUAGAGCUGAGCAAACCCUAAACCAAACCCUAACCUUGAGCAAACCGCAGCAAGAAAAGAAGCCACAUCGUUGAAAGAGAACAUGGCCAAAUUAGUGACUUAUAUCUUUAUCGUCAGCUCCGUGGUGCUGUGGUAUCUGCUGUUAUUCGAUGGCAGCAGAGGCGUGGAGGCCACCAACGGGCACGGCAGCCAGCUGGAGGGACGCGACUUCCACCACCACGGCGGGAGCCACCACAUACGCCGUAACAUCAAUCACUGCUGGCGGCGCUACGAUGGCUACAACCUGCAGAACACCAUUGUCAACAAGAAGGAGCAGCUGAAGAAGCCCUACGGCAUAUUGUGCAAUUUCAAGUGCACUUGGUUUUUCACAACAAGCUUCCCCACUUGCGAGUUUAUCUAUGACUAUAAGCUAUCCUGCGUGCUGUUCACCUCACUGCCCGACUGUACCACCGUCAAGUGUACGCUCUUAAAUUAUUUUAGCUAGAGCCCCAGCUGCUAGCCCAGCCCCGCUCCCCACUGCUUUGCAGGCCAUAUCCGUAUACAUAUUGAUAGCUAUUUUAUUGUAUUUAUUUAUAUUUCAGUAGCAGUCUAAGAUUUUAUUUUCAUAGCAUAAGUCUGAUUACUACUAGAUUUUAUAUGGAAAUGGAAAACGUUUAAGCGGUGCAUAAAGAGGGACAGAAACACUUUGAAUCAUCUCUUUGAAUUUGAAAUCAAUCGAAGCUACUCCGAGUGUGCAUA
Molecule: messenger RNA, 1424 nt
Organism: Drosophila subobscura
Lineage: Eukaryota; Metazoa; Arthropoda; Insecta; Diptera; Drosophilidae
Exons: 5
Coding region: 769-1170 (133 amino acids)
Source: RefSeq, a predicted model, not a curated record